ACUCUUUGAGAAAGUUCUUAAACUUGGGUCUCUUCAAGAUCUUUCUUAAGGAAUUGAAGAGCUUGGAAAGUGACCAGAUGACAACCAAGGAUAUGAAAGUUCAAAUUCCAUCUAGGAGUGAGGUCGUGUCAGGUACUGGGGUGGUGGAGUUUCAAGGGGCUCCUACUGUGGGACAAGGUGGGCUUACGAGACAACCUAGUAUGACCAAGACCACUUGUCUCUGCUCUCCAACCACACAUGCUGGUUCAUUUCGAUGCAGGCUUCAUCGCACUCCUAGCCUCCAGAGGACCAAAAGCAUCGAAUCAGAGUCCCUCCGUGAUCACGCAUCUACGGUUCAUUAUGAUAACAAGGAUCUAAUGCAUUGAUCUUUUGCAAAAUUGAAUGUUGAAUAUUAUGUUGCUAUGUGGUUACUUCUGUUUGCUGCGUGGGCGUGUCAUGUUUACUAGUAUCUAUCUAUUUAGUUAUAUUCGUGAUCUGUGGAGAUGACAUGUAAGCAAUUUUAUUCUCUAUUUGAUUAUCAACUCUGUAAUUUGUGGUCAUUUAUCACUCUUGGUUGAUUGUCUGUCUUUGAGUUUUGUCGAUCCAUGUUGAG
Molecule: messenger RNA, 592 nt
Organism: Abrus precatorius (Indian licorice)
Lineage: Eukaryota; Viridiplantae; Streptophyta; Magnoliopsida; Fabales; Fabaceae
Exons: 2
Coding region: 78-365 (95 amino acids)
Source: RefSeq, a predicted model, not a curated record